AUGCUAAUAGGCUUCGUGCUGAAUACAACAGACUGGUGGAUGGACUGGCACAGAGAGGAAAUCUAUCAAGUAUCGGAUGCCUGGCUCGCGAAUCCGGCUUUGCCUGAUGAUAUUCUGAAGGAAGCUGUUCCUGGAAACAUAAGGAGGGCUGAACACUUUCUUGCUGUCUUGCGGAGGCUUGUGAGAAUCCUUGAUGGCCGGCUUGAUACAGAAAACGUUGAGAAUGAAAUGCCUGUUUCCUUUGUUGCUUCAAUCCAUUCCCAGGCUGGAAUCGACCAAAAAAUGCUAAGGUUUUGUUAUGACCGGCUACACUCCCUAACGAUGACAUUAGAGAUAACUGAUACAGACGAGUUCAUUCACAUACAGACUAUAUGUGACUUUGCCACACUGAUUGGAACUUAUACACGUGGCUUUUCUAUUAUAAUAGAGCCAUAUGAUGAGAGAAUGCCUGAUAUUCGUGAUCCUGUUAUUCAGCUGAGUUGCCAUGAUGCUUCGCUCGCAAUAAGACCUGUUUUUGAUCGUUUCGAAACGGUUGUGAUCACUUCUGGAACUCUCAGCCCAAUAGAUCUUUAUCCUUGUCUCUUGAAUUUUAAUCCUGUCAUAAGCAGAAGCUUCACAAACGUCCUUAACAAGAGAUUGUAUUUGUCCCAUGGUCUUGACUCGAGGAAGGCUACCUUUUUAUUCCUAAGGACUAAGGAUCAUAUGACACUUAUGUUAAGCUUUUAUGACAUCUUUAGUUGUGACCAGCUACCUGUGAGUACAAAGUUUGAUAUGCGUAGUGAUCCUGGUGUUGUGAGGAAUUAUGACCGCCUCUUGCUAGAAAUGGCUCCUGCUGUUCCAGAAGGCAUGGUUUGCUUUUUUGUCAGUUAUUCCUAUAUGGAUGGCAUUGUCAACAGCUGGCACGAAAUGGGAAUUCUGCAUGACAUCAUGCAACAUAAAUUAGUGUUAAUCGAAACACCAGAUGUCAUUGAGACAACAUUGGCUCUCGAUAACUACAGAAAGGCAUGUGAUUGUGGAAGAGGUGCCAUUUUCUUCUCUGUUGCCAGGGGCAAAGUUGCUGAAGGUAUUGAUUUUGAUUGGCACUAUGGCAGAUUAGUUAUCAUGUUUGGUGUUCCUUUCCAGUACACACUGAGCCGGCAAGCAGCCCAAUGUGUUGGCCGUGUGAUUCGCUCCAAAGCUGAUUAUGGGAUGAUGAUAUUUGCUGACAAGAGAUACAGUCGGCAUAAUAAACGGUCUAAGUUGCCUGGGUGGAUACUCUCGCAUUUGCAUGAUGCGCACCUAAAUCUGAGCACUGAUAUGGCUCUCCAUAUAGCUCGUGAGUUUCUCCGGAGGAUGGCACAGCCAUAUGACAAGACGGGAAGCGGUGGCAAGAAGACGCUGUUGACUGAGGAGGAUCUGCAGAAUAUGGCGCAGGACGGCAUGGAGAUGUAA
Molecule: messenger RNA, 1431 nt
Organism: Miscanthus lutarioriparius
Lineage: Eukaryota; Viridiplantae; Streptophyta; Magnoliopsida; Poales; Poaceae
Source: the annotation of a GenBank genome assembly